AUGGACUCAUCAGACUAUUUGAUACGUUACAUGAAUAAUCUGAUUGAGCAAUAUGAUCAUUCUUCACCUAUAAUGUUUCUGAGAUUAAACCAUAUCAGAUUGCUGUCUCCAGAGAAGUCGGGAGAGAUACUCAAGUUUAUUUUACUGAUAGCUGGUAAACAUGAGUUUUUACCUCCUUUCAUCCUGGAGUUGCAACGAUAUGUGGGUCCUGAGGAUGAGGAAAAGUUUAAACAAGUAAUGAACAAAAUUAACGGUAAUUCUGAUCUUUUGGUUCAGCUGGAUAGAAAAAUUGAGAGAUACGAGACCAAUGUCUCUGGUUUGAAUAGUUUUUUAAACUUGAGAGAGCUUAUCUUGAAGCGUGAUUAUUUAACGAGUAUUAUGGCGAUCAACGCGGAAUCAUAUCUUUUAUCAGGGCUAAUCUCAUCUUAUAACACCCGUUUAUGGAAAGAAUUCGUGGCACAGGACCUGGAGGCUUUCAUACUCUUUUUCACUUAUCAAGGGAAGAUCAGCAAAUAUAUCCCAUUUGUCACCAAAAAGCUCACUGCUGCAAAGUAUACCCUUUUGGAGGUCCCCAGUACUGAUACAAUAGAUGAGGAAGACGAUAGUGAAGACACCAGCUCAGGAAAGACGGAACAACUUUAUAUGAGCGAUUCAAGACCGUUCAAAAAGUCUCAGCAAACGGAGACAAUAGCAUAUUGGAGGUGUAGAUGGCUAUUAUCGUUUAUCUAUUUUUCCAACCAGGAUUAUAUUGACUGUUGCAAAAAUUUUGUUGAUAUGCUGCAAUCAGAACCACUUCAAGGAAUAUCAGCAAUUGAAGUGUUUAACGACCAUUGGCAAAAUGACAUUGUAUCCAAGAAUGACGUUUUACAGAUGAUCAUUCUAUCCAUGCUUGUAGCGCAGCCCAUUAAUGAAAUCUUUGAUGUGAUUUCCAUGGAUAAAUUCCAAUUAGUGUUCUCUAAGCAACCAGAGCUUCAUAAUUUCUUGGAGCAUUUCACCAACGCUGCAUUCCAAUCAUGCAAUAAGAUAUGGUCUGAAGAGUGGUUACGCUAUUUUCAGUUAGAUCUUUUCAUUUCCAAGAAAAUUGAUAGACUCAGCCUGUUGUUUCGAUUUCGUCAGUAUCUGAUAUAUCUAUCCAUGGUUCAAAGAGCCUCAACGCUCCAUCUUGCGACAAGGUUGGCUAUAGACGAACCUCAACUGAAGCUGGAAAUUUUACAACUGAUUCAUCUUCUUGGACUGAAUUUCCAGUUUGAUUAUGAAACUUCAACAAUCUCCUACGUUUGCAUCGAAAACCAAAAUCAGAAUGAAUUGUUGGAGGAACUAAUAAAGACGACGAACGAAAUUGAUGACGACCUACGAGGAGUAGAAGUUGGUACCAUGGUUUACAAUUCUUUACCAUUAUGA
Molecule: messenger RNA, 1401 nt
Organism: Komagataella phaffii GS115
Lineage: Eukaryota; Fungi; Ascomycota; Pichiomycetes; Pichiales; Pichiaceae
Product: Cop9 signalosome complex subunit 11
Exons: 2
Coding region: 1-1401 (466 amino acids)
Cellular component (GO): COP9 signalosome
Source: RefSeq, a predicted model, not a curated record